Cryptomeria japonica (Japanese cedar) is the source of this 474-nucleotide messenger RNA. Its product is annotated as secreted RxLR effector protein 161-like. The transcript has a single exon. NCBI's taxonomy places the organism in Eukaryota, Viridiplantae, Streptophyta, Pinopsida, Cupressales, Cupressaceae. Bases 1 to 474 code for a protein of 157 amino acids. The record is from RefSeq and is a predicted model, not a curated record.
AUGAAGAAAUUUCAUGAGGAUGCAGCUACUUCAGAUUUAGUUGAGCCUACUAGGUAUAGACAAUUAAUUGGCUCUUUAAUGUACUUGGUUAACACAAGGCCUGAUAUAUGCUAUGCAGUUAAUACCUUGAGUCAGUUCAUGUGUGAACCAAGGCAUAUUCAUCUUGUGGCAGCCAAACAUAUAUUGAGAUAUGUACAUGGUACAAUUGCACUUGGCUUAAAAUUUUCUUCAUGUGUAGAGCUGAACUUGCAAGGGUUUUCUGAUUCAGACUGGGCAGGUUGUGUGAAUGACAGAAAAAGCACUUCAGGUUGUUGUUUUAGUCUAGGUUCAGCUAUGAUAUCCUGGUGCAGCAGCAAACAAUCUUGUGUUGCACAAAGUAUAGCUGAAGCUGAAUAUGUUGCAGCUUGUGUGGCUUCGGAAAUUACUUGCAGGCUUGUUUGGAUAGCCUUUGGAACCUACUGUGAUUAUGUGUGA